Messenger RNA from Peniophora sp. CBMAI 1063, 828 nucleotides. Lineage: Eukaryota; Fungi; Basidiomycota; Agaricomycetes; Russulales; Peniophoraceae. The record is from the annotation of a GenBank genome assembly.
AUGCACGACGCGCAACACGCAGAGGAUUCUUUCCCAGACGCAUGGCUACCAUCUCUACAUCGCAACUAUUGUCUGAACCUCAGUGUCGCCUUUCUCUGUUUCUGGCUCUUCUUUGAGACUCUUACCGACGGCAUCGACUCUGUCAUAUGGUUCGAUAACGCCGACAUCAAGCUCUACGUCUAUUGGGACAUCGUCUCGCUCAUGCAAAUUAUCACCGGGGUUGUCAAACCCAUGGCCACUCUCAUCAUCACUCGCCGGUUGUAUCUGAUCACCAACCUACGUUCCGUAGGACCUCCUACCAAAGCGGCGCAACAGAGGCGCAGGAAUCUUGCAAUAGAGUGGACCCUCGGUCUGGGCAUUCCCCUUUUGGUUGCAGGACCUUUCUACUACAUCGUCCAGGAACUCCGAUUUGCGGUCGAAGAGGGUUUUGGCUGCCUCAACGCCUCCGACGGAUCAGUACUCAACAUCUUGUUGAUUCAAUCAUGGAGUGUGUUGCCUCCCCUGGCGUCUAUCACUUUCCACUAUUUUCAUGUAGCCCGAAGCUUCUAUCUCCAUAAUCGGGAGGUCAACCACUUUCUACAAAGCAACAACUCGGUAUCCCGCACGAACUACUUCCGCAUUCUUGCCGUUGCAAGCAUCGACAUUUUACUCACAUUGCCUAUUGGCAUUGCGACCAUCGUUUUGGCCGUGAAAGAAAAUAUAUCUUUCGGCACCUUGCCAUUCUACUUUGGCUGGACCGCUGAUCACACGGAUUGGCAGCCGGAGAGCGUUACCUAUGCGGAGAUAGUAGCCGACGGGCCUUUCAAUGUGGCAGAGUUCUACUUCUAA